Brassica rapa (field mustard) is the source of this 1122-nucleotide messenger RNA. It is a transcript of the gene WRKY25, whose product is annotated as probable WRKY transcription factor 25. The record is from RefSeq and is marked provisional. Lineage: Eukaryota; Viridiplantae; Streptophyta; Magnoliopsida; Brassicales; Brassicaceae. Gene Ontology annotation, biological process: regulation of DNA-templated transcription. Gene Ontology annotation, molecular function: DNA-binding transcription factor activity; sequence-specific DNA binding.
AUGUCGUCUACUUCUUUCUCCGACCUCCUUGCUUCCUCCGGCGUUGACUGCUACGAACAAGACGAAGACUUUCUUGGUGGGUUUUACCCGAAGAGAACCGGGUCGGGUUUACCCAAGUUCAAGACGGCUCAGCCUCCUCCUCUUCCGAUAUCACAAGCUUCUCAUGGUUUCUCCUUUUCAGAGUUACUUGACUCUCCUCUUCUUCUCAGCUCCUCUCAUAGUUUGAUAUCUCCCACGACAGGAGCGUUUCCAUAUCAAGGCUUCAAUGGAACAAACAAUCACUUAGAUUUUCCCUGGCAGCUACAAACGCAGCCGCAACCGCCAAACGCUUCUUCUGCUUUACAAGAAACAUACGUUGUUCAAGCUAUCCAGAAGAAGCAGGAGGAUCCGGUUCAUCGUGAGUUUGGAUCAGAUCACCAGGUUAAGGUACCAUCAUACAUGGUGGUGGGUAGGAACUCUAAUGAUGGUUAUGGUUGGAGAAAAUACGGUCAGAAACAAGUGAAGAAGAGCGAGAACCCUAGGAGUUACUUCAAGUGUACGUAUCCCAAUUGUGUUUCCAAGAAGAUUGUUGAGACUGCUUCUGAUGGACAGGUCACUGAGAUCAUCUACAAAGGAGGUCACAACCAUCCUAAGCCUGAGUUCACCAAGAGACCAUCAGGAUCAAGAAGAAUGUUUAAUCCUUCUUCUGUUGUUAGUGAAACUCAUGAUCAGUCAGAGAACUCGUCGAUUUCGUUUGAGUACAGUGAUCUUGAGCAGAAGAGCUUUAGAUCUGAGUAUGGUGAGGUAGAAGAAGAGGAGGAACAACCUGAGAUUAAGAGACUGAAAAGAGAAGGUGAAGAUGAAGGAAUGUCUGUAGAAGUAAGCAGAGGAGUGAAAGAACCAAGAGUUGUUGUUCAAACAAUAAGUGAAAUUGAUGUUCUUCUAGAUGGCUUUAGAUGGAGGAAGUAUGGUCAGAAAGUUGUCAAGGGAAAUACUAAUCCAAGGAGCUACUACAAGUGCACAUACCAAGGUUGUGGAGUGAGGAAGCAAGUAGAAAGAUCCGCCGAAGAUGAGAGAGCGGUUCUCACUACCUAUGAAGGAAGACACAAUCACGACGUCCCAACCUCGCUGCGUCGGUCAUGA